AUGGAAGCUGCACCAGCGAAGAUGAUUACUCUGAAGAGCUCUGACGAACAUAUCUUCUUUAUCGAGGAGAUUACCAUGACAGGCAAUAUCUUGGCGGAGGUAAUCGAAUACUACAACAAACACCCUGAGGUUGCGAUUAGUGAAGUGAAGAUGAUUACUCUGGAGAGCUAUGACGAACAGACCCUCCUUACCCAGGAGACUACCAUCACAGGCAAUAUCUUGGCAAAGGUAAUCGAAUACAGCAACAAACACGCUGAGGUUGGGACUAGUGAUGCGGAUAAAAAUAUUUGGGAUGAACAGUUUGUGAAUUUCGAUUUUGGAACAAAUGCCCAGAUGUUUUCAGACAUGAUGCAGGUUGCUGAAUUUCUCAACAUACAGGGAUUGAUAGAAUUGAUAACGCAGAAAUCGGCUACAUGGAUGACUGGUAAGACAAUAGAGGAUAUACGUCAGGCGUUCGACUUAACAGAUGAAGAAGCCCAACUGACUCCUGAAGAAGAUGAAGAGAUUACUAGAAGAUUAGAGAUUAUUAGUCGUAGGCGAAAUGUUGGGGCCUUUGAAUGA
Molecule: messenger RNA, 561 nt
Organism: Papaver somniferum (opium poppy)
Lineage: Eukaryota; Viridiplantae; Streptophyta; Magnoliopsida; Ranunculales; Papaveraceae
Product: SKP1-like protein 1A
Exons: 1
Coding region: 1-561 (186 amino acids)
Biological process (GO): SCF-dependent proteasomal ubiquitin-dependent protein catabolic process
Cellular component (GO): cytoplasm; nucleus
Molecular function (GO): cullin family protein binding
Source: RefSeq, a predicted model, not a curated record